AUGAAAGGUGCUUAUAGACGGCUUUUCGCGACGGCAAUUCCGGCGUUUACGCUCCUGGUCCUGUUCGCCUUUGUGUUUUUUCUUCCGCAGGUUCAUGCUGACUGCAGCAUUUGGAGCAUUAAAGUGGAUCAGAUACAGAAUGGGUGGCUAAAUAAUGGGGAGAUGCCAAUAUACAGUGUGGCGGUGAGAAACAACUGUGACAUCCCCGGCGGCUGUCGGUUAGGGGACGUCCACUUGACCUGCGCCGAUUUCAAUCCAUCCUUUCUCAUCGAUCCAGAUAUCUUCCGCCACCUCAGCUCCCAUGACUGCCUCCUCAUGAACGGCGCCAACCUUACUCGCUCGGGCGUUGUAGCCUCCUUCGAAUAUGCCUACCCCAAGCUCUAUCCCAUAAACGUCUCCAGUGUCACGUGCUUUCCCCAGCAUCCUUAA
This is a messenger RNA of Zingiber officinale, 429 nucleotides long. Its product is annotated as TPD1 protein homolog 1-like. Bases 1 to 429 code for a protein of 142 amino acids. The transcript has 2 exons. Lineage: Eukaryota; Viridiplantae; Streptophyta; Magnoliopsida; Zingiberales; Zingiberaceae. Gene Ontology annotation, biological process: cell fate determination. The record is from RefSeq and is a predicted model, not a curated record.